CAGUUCCCCUGCUUAGCCAUUUCGGCCUAUCCGGUCGUGUCUUCACGUCCUCCUACCAGAUUUGUAGAACCAGCCUCCGCACCUUUCGUUUUCGUGACAGCAGAUUUCCAUGGAGGACUACGAGAAGCUUGAGAAAGUAGGCGAAGGUACCUAUGGCAAGGUCUACAAGGCGAAAUGCAAGAAGACUGGCAAGACAGUAGCUUUGAAGAAGACUCGCCUGGAGAUGGAGGAAGAAGGCGUCCCGUCGACAACCCUUCGUGAAGUUUCUCUUUUGCAAAUGCUUUCGAAGAGCGUACAUGUCGUACGAUUACUCAAUGUCGAGCACAUCACCGAGUACAACAAGCCCAUGCUGUACCUGGUUUUCGAGUACCUGGACACCGAUCUCAAGAAGUACAUGGAUGCGAAUGGAAAGGGCCCAAGCCACCCGUUGGACCCUAAGAUUGUGCAGAACUUUAUGUAUCAACUCCUCAUAGGGGUUGCGCACUGCCACAGCCAUGGAGUUAUGCACAGAGACCUUAAGCCGCAGAAUCUUCUCGUCGACAAAGAACGGAGGUUGGUGAAAAUCGCUGAUCUCGGAUUGGGCCGCGCAUUCACCGUUCCUAUCAAGAGCUACACACACGAGAUUGUAACUCUCUGGUACCGAGCUCCAGAGGUACUUCUUGGCGCAACCCACUAUUCAACUCCCGUGGAUAUGUGGUCGGUUGGCUGCAUAUUUGCGGAGAUGGCGCACAAGGUGCCGCUCUUCCCAGGCGAUUCAGAGUUGCAACAGCUGCUUCACAUCUUCAAGAUGCUUGGAACGCCCAACGAGAACAUCUGGCCUGGCGUCUCCAAUCACCGAGACUGGCACGAGUUCCCCCAGUGGAGUGCGCAGAACCUUGCUCGAUUUGUGCCAGAGUUGGACGAGAGCGGAGUUGAUCUUUUGAAGCAAUGCUUGGAAUAUGAUCCGGCCAAAAGGAUCACAGCGAAGGACGCUCUUCAGCAUCGUUACUUCGACAACCUUGACAAGUCGCAGUUUGAUGCAUUCUUCUGAUUCCGCCACGUCUAGUGACCCACGUGCAUGACAGACGUAGAUAACCUCCUCAUUCAUUCCUGUGUAAAUCAACAUGGUGCGGGCGGGAUAGGCAUCUAGCACGUUUUGCCAGCGUGUGUUUCCAUAUUAUUACUGGUCAGUCAGUGUCUGACCUUGUCUUUAACCUUUGGUUGACUUUCUUUAAUCUAGGCAGUCUUCCUACCUU
Molecule: messenger RNA, 1235 nt
Organism: Closterium sp. NIES-67
Lineage: Eukaryota; Viridiplantae; Streptophyta; Zygnematophyceae; Desmidiales; Closteriaceae
Source: the annotation of a GenBank genome assembly